Molecule: messenger RNA, 1487 nt
Organism: Ricinus communis (castor bean)
Lineage: Eukaryota; Viridiplantae; Streptophyta; Magnoliopsida; Malpighiales; Euphorbiaceae
Product: protein KTI12 homolog
Exons: 2
Coding region: 448-1356 (302 amino acids)
Source: RefSeq, a predicted model, not a curated record
AAAGAAGACAAGACGCACUCGAAAUUUUGCUUCCUUUAACCUGAGUGAAACUGGGUUGGGCCGAACAAGGCCUAUGGAAACCGGAUCAUAGAAGCAGGUAACUUUCUUUUUAGAAAAAAAAAAAAAAAAACUAAAGAAGAAGAAGAUCGGUGGUGGCAACCCUAGACCAGAAUUUCUUCAUUGCUUUUCCAGCAGCUUUGUCUGUAAUUUGUUAACAACUUGGACUCCGCAUCUUUCAUAUUUUUCUGUCUUUCCUCUCCCUCUUUUUCCCUUUCUUUUUUCUCUGCCUUUUUCGUAAUUGACACGGUCCUUUCACAUAUUGCGCAUUGAGCAGAAUACAAUUGCUCUCUCACAUUAAAAGCUUAAGCUUAGGCAUCACUCACGACUGCUCUAUCAAUAAACAGUCUUUUGGAAGGAGAGAAUCUCUGUGCUUUAGCACAAUACAAAAUGGCUUUGGUUGUAAUCUGUGGCCAACCCUGCAGUGGGAAGUCUUUGGCUGCAGUUUGCUUAGCCAAAGCACUCAAAGAAUCAGACUCUAAAUUAACCACUAGGAUCAUUGAUGAAGCUUCAUUCCAUCUUGAUCGUAACCAAAGUUAUGCCAAUAUGCCUGCCGAGAAAAACUUAAGAGGAGUACUGAGAUCUGAAGUUGAUAGAUCUGUAUCGAGAGACAGUAUAAUCAUAGUUGAUUCUUUGAAUAGCAUCAAGGGGUAUAGGUAUGAGCUUUGGUGUUUGGCUCGUGCUGCAGGAAUAAGAUAUUGUGUGCUAUUCUGUGAUGUGCAAGAAACUCAAUGUCGAAAAUGGAAUGAACAGCGCAGAGAGAAGGAAGAGGGCGCAUAUGACGAUGCUAUAUUCGAAGACUUGGUGAGAAGGUUUGAGAGGCCGGAUAAAAGAAAUCGAUGGGAUUCCCCAUUGUUUGAAUUACGGCCUUCUGAAGAUGGAAUUGAGAAAUGUUCUGCUGCGAUUUUAGAUGCUGUUUCAUACCUGACAAAAACAGUAGACUCCAAAACUCGGGACGUCAGGAUUUUACAGCCAACCAUUGCUACACAAAAUACACGUUUUUCAGAGGCAAAUUCUCUGUAUGAGUUGGACAGGGCAACCCAAGAGGUGAUCAAUGUCAUUGUGGAAGCACAGUCCCAGGCAGUUGGAGGCCCACUAAAUGUUAUUUCUCUUGGUCAGGAUUUACCGACUCUCAGCACUUCAAGAUCAGUUGGGUUGCCAGAGCUCCGAAGACUCCGGCGAACUUUCAUUAAGUUGACAGGCCAAACAAGCUUAAGUGGACGACCCCCACCUUCAGAUGCAGACAGUGCAAAGAGGAUGUUUGUGGAUUACUUGAAUAGGGAAUUAGGUACUGCUUAAAAGAGAAGUGAUAUUGUACUAUAUGUUUGUUACUGCCUGCUAGCAUUUUUGGAGGAAUCUCUAAAAUAUUCAAUUUUUAAGAUAUUGUGCUAACUGACAUGAAUAAAAGGACUUGCAUUUUGUGUGAUUUA